Molecule: messenger RNA, 1931 nt
Organism: Cuscuta campestris
Lineage: Eukaryota; Viridiplantae; Streptophyta; Magnoliopsida; Solanales; Convolvulaceae
Source: the annotation of a GenBank genome assembly
GAAAACUUACACUUCAAUUCUUUCUAAUAUAAUGAUUCCUUUUCCGGCACCUUCAUCCGCGGCGGAGCAGAGCGGGGGAGCGGACAUCUCCGCCUUGCACUCCGACGUAAUGGCCGCGCAUAUCGUGACUCGUUUAGAUGGCCCCACACUCGCAUCGAUCACCUCCGCUUCUCACGAUCUUCGCCGCCUCUGCUCCAAUCAAUCUCACCGCCUGUGGCUCGACAUUUGCCACUCCACUUGGCCGUCCACCGCCGCCCCUCGCGUUACCGACGUGAUCUCCACUUUCCCCGACGGCGGCCCCCGCGCCUUCUUCGCACACUCCUUCCCGCUUCCGGCGUCGGCGCCGCCCUUGUCCUCCCCGUCGUCGCUUCCUAAGGAGUUAAUCUCCGCCGUGGAUAUACGCUACAAGGAUGAGCUUAUAUUCAGCAAAGUCCAUGAGAUGGAAACUUCGAGCUCGGGGUUCGAACACUCGCCAUUCAUGGUGGACCUUGUUGACCCGAAAGAUGGGAUCUUCACGCAGAUUACGCAACCCGAUGAAAAUGCCAUGUGUGCUUCUUUCACCAAAGAUGUGACCUUGAGUUGGAUAUUGAUCGACCCUAACAACCAGCAAGUUGUGAACUUGUCUUCUUAUAAGCCGGUCUCUGUGCACCGCCAAUGGCUGGGCGGGGAUGUGCGGGUGACAUUUGCAUCAAUCUUGCUCACAGAUCACCGUCAUGUGGGUCCCGCUCAAUGCGGGAUUGUGGUCACUUUUGACGCAUCGAACAACACUGAGACACUACAUGUGUGGGAAGUGAGCAUACAAAUGGAGGACAUAGAUGGAAAUCUUCUGAAUGGGAAGGAUAGCCUCUUGAUUUUGCAAAUGGCUUUGGAGGGCAAAAGGACCCAAAAAAAAAAGAAACGGAAGAAAAGAAGUGCCGAUCGAAGACACCAGAAACGUCAAGAAAACGUCAAGAAAGGACCGGACGCCGAGCCGAGUCACCGCCUCCACCGCCGGACGCCGACGCCGAGUCGCCGACCUGCACGCCUCCACCCUCCAGGUUGAUGAAUCCUCAGGACCGGCCCUGCCUACCACCCUCAUCCACCCCACCCUGCCACCCCACUCCUCACCUUAUACCCUCCCCGUGUUCAUACCCAUCUUGCCCGUCCACAUGUUCCGGUUAUUUUUUUGUUUCCAAAAGAUUAACUCAACAUUGUUAUUUUUUCGAUACCAAAAAUUUUGUAAUCGAUCCGUAUUUAAAAGGUUCCAGUUUGACUUGACACGAGUUUUAAUAGUGAAUUACUCCGGUAUGAUAUUUGGGAGAAGUGAGCACUUCACUUUUUUUUUUCUACUGCAUUUUGCUUAUUUUUUUCCUAUUAAAACUCCUCCCUCUGGAAAAAGGCAGUCUUUUUUUUUAGAACAACCAGAGAAUCUCAUAUCGAUUUUCAUUCGACUCCGUCGUCUUCAACAGUUCUCCGACCUUCCCCGUCUAUUCCAGGUACUCAGAUUCUGUAUUUUUUGCUCCUCCUAAUGUAGACGACUAUCUCUGGUUUUGCAUUCCGGUAAGGGAAAAUUUCCUUGUUAUUUCAUGUUGGGGGAAAUAUCUUGGUUGCAAAUGCUUAAAAAUGUCUUAGGGUGCCAUUUGGCUUUGAACCUUCCAUUAUAAAAAUGUCUUUGGUUGCAAUGACUGAUAAAAGUGUUGUGGAUUUUUCAAUUCUGUCAUGAAUUCUUCUUCUGCCUCACACACACUUUGUGGAGUAAUACGGGUAUCUAACCCAAAACUAGUCCAAAACUAUUGGAACCAAUACGGUGUCGGACAAUUGAAUUCUUUUACAUACAAACUAAGCAUUUGUUCUUUCAUAAUUCUUCUCAUUUGUAGAAAAAUUCAGUUAUCUAACACCAUAUUGGUCCCAACUUCCAAGAAUUGUUAAAAAUAUCACUUCACAGUGUCCAU